Molecule: messenger RNA, 1485 nt
Organism: Colletotrichum higginsianum IMI 349063
Lineage: Eukaryota; Fungi; Ascomycota; Sordariomycetes; Glomerellales; Glomerellaceae
Product: G-protein coupled receptor
Exons: 3
Coding region: 1-1485 (494 amino acids)
Biological process (GO): adenylate cyclase-activating G protein-coupled receptor signaling pathway; cell surface receptor signaling pathway
Cellular component (GO): plasma membrane
Molecular function (GO): G protein-coupled receptor activity
Source: RefSeq, a predicted model, not a curated record
AUGUCUCUCACUCACUACGAGAUCGAAGUCGUCACCGGGCUUGAAAGGGUUGGCUCUGCCUUGUCACUAGUUGGAGUCACUUUAAUCUUCAUCACCUACUGGAAGUUCAAGCGCAUUCGAAGCGUGCCGAAUCUCUUCAUCGUCUUCGCUUCAAUCGCCAACGUCGGCGCCAGCGUCGCGUGCGCCAUUGGCUACGAGGGACUCCGUAUGGGCGAGACUUCCGCUUUGUGUCAGGCUCAAGCAUUCUUGCUCGAAAUGUUCAUGCAAUCCGAUCCAUGGUGGUCUUUCGCCAUGGCCGUCAACGUUUACCUCGUCUUCUUCGCAGGCGCCAACCCUUCCUCCUUUCGUGAAUAUCUUUGGGUCUACUGCGCCGUCUGCUUCGGCUUCCCCCUGGUUCCGGCUCUUGUCUGUCUCUUCCUUCGUCCACACGGUCCAAAUGAUUACAUCUACGGCAAUGCAACAUUGUGGUGCUGGAUAAACAAAAAAUGGGGCGAUCUUCGCAUCUUCACCUACUACAUACCCAUCUGGUUUUGCGUGCUCGGCUCGAGUGUGAUUUACUUCGCUGUCGGCUACCAUGUUUUCCACCACCGCAAUCAACUUCACAAUCUCACCUUCAGCAACAACGGAUGCGACGGCAAGGAAAUGACUUGUUCGGAUGAGCGGGAUUCUGCUGAAAAGGUAUCCUACCUCUCUCGCACAGGCACUCGAGAUGACUGUCCUCUCGUUGACACUCGUCAGAAUCUUACGGGCCGUACCGAGUUUUACGGGACCGCUGUCACGGAGGUGCAAAUAACUACCAUGACGCCGAAGCCUUGGACACCCCAGCCACCACCCGUAGCCAUGACAAAGGUCACGGCUGGUGAUCAGCAGCCUCGACACCAGCGAUCAUGGCGCACAAGCGAAGAUGACGGCUCCCCCGGUCCUCGAUUCGAGACCACUUGCACAUCCGACCCACCCCCACCGAAGCCGCGCCUUUCCGUAUUCCAACGAAUUGGGGGCGUCAGAAGCAAAUUCUCCAGCAGACUGCAGCGUCUUGAUCCCGUAAAGCUUGCAUAUCUUCGAACCAGUUUCAUAUUUGCCAUCUCGGUGCUGGUGACCUGGACACCGAGCUCGAUCAACAGAGUCUUCAACAUGAUCAGGCGUGAUGAGUCUCACUUUGGUCUGAAUGUCGCCAGCGCUACGGUACUACCCCUUCAGGGUGUCUGGAACGCCGUUAUUUUCUUCAUGACCAGUUGGACGGUAUUCAAGGAGGAGUGGAAAGACAUGCGCGGUCGCCACCAGGUCCGGCUUGGAAGCUGUGGCGAAGAUGGUCUACAUGGCGGUCUGAGAAUCGAGGUGCUACGAGGUGACCAACAGGAUCGGUUCAAGAGUGGUCGUUACGGACAUACGAAGACACUCGGCAGCGACCAGACGAGUGACAUUGAGUUGACGCCUCCCUCGGGCGUUGGCAACGUUCGAGCAAUGCGAGGUUCGUUCAGUAUAUGA